Coturnix japonica (Japanese quail) is the source of this 5146-nucleotide messenger RNA. The record is from RefSeq and is a predicted model, not a curated record. Lineage: Eukaryota; Metazoa; Chordata; Aves; Galliformes; Phasianidae.
AAUGAUUGAGGAGAGUGGGAAGAGGAGGAGGACAAUGGCGGAGAAGAGACAGCUGUUCAUGGAAAUGAGGGCCCAGAACUUCGAUGUCAUCAGACUUUCAACGUAUCGAACAGCCUGUAAGCUGCGGUUUGUGCAGAAGCGAUGUAACCUUCAUCUUGUUGAUAUCUGGAAUAUGAUUGAAGCCUUCCGAGAUAAUGGCCUUAACACUUUGGAUCAUAACACAGAGAUCAACGUGUCUCGACUAGAAACCAUCAUCUCAUCCAUCUAUUACCAGCUCAACAAACGCCUUCCUUCUACUCACCAAAUCAGUGUAGAGCAAUCCAUCAGCCUUCUCCUCAACUUCAUGAUAGCAGCAUAUGACAGCGAGGGCCAUGGGAAGCUGACGGUGUUUUCAGUGAAAGCAAUGUUAGCAACAAUGUGUGGUGGCAAAAUACUGGACAAACUAAGAUAUAUUUUCUCUCAAAUAUCAGACUCAAACGGACUAAUGAUAUUUUCCAAGUUUGAUCAGUUCUUGAAAGAAGUUCUGAAGCUUCCGACUGCUGUGUUUGAGGGACCUUCUUUCGGAUACACGGAGCAUUCUGUACGGACGUGUUUCCCACAACAAAAAAAGAUCACGCUAAACAUGUUUUUAGACACAUUGAUGGCUGAUCCACCUCCUCAGUGCCUUGUGUGGCUGCCUCUCAUGCACAGACUUGCCCAUGUUGAAAACGUCUUCCAUCCUGUGGAGUGUUCCUAUUGCCGGUGUGAGAGCAUGAUGGGGUUCCGGUACCGGUGUCAACAGUGCCACAACUACCAGCUUUGCCAAAACUGCUUUUGGCGUGGCCAUGCCAGUGGGCCUCACAGCAACCAGCACCAGAUGAAGGAGCAUUCCUCUUGGAAAUCGCCUGCGAAGAAGCUGAGCCAUGCGAUCAGUAAAUCACUCGGCUGUGUACCAAGCAGAGAACCACCUCGUCCCGUGUUUCCUGAGCAGCCAGAGAAGCCACUUGAUCUUGCACAUAUAGUUCCCCCUCGACCUCUGACUAACAUGAAUGACGCCAUGGUGACCCACAUGUCCUCCGGAGCACCGACACCAACAAAGAGGUUGCAGUGCAAGGCGGACGCUGCUGGCCGAUUAGCUGAUGAGCAUGCACUGAUUGCAACCUAUGUGAGCCGGCUGCAGCGCGGGGCACGUGUUCUGGACAGCCCAGGCCGGCUGGACGAGGAGCACCGCCUGAUCGCCCGCUACGCAGCCAGGCUGGCCGCUGAGGCCAGCAACACGCCUCGCCCACCCACAGACCUGGGUUUCAACUUUGAUGCCAACAAACAGCAAAGGCAGCUGAUAGCAGAGCUGGAAAACAAAAACAGAGAGAUACUGCAGGAAAUCCAGCGGCUGAGACUGGAGCAUGAGCAAGCAUCACAGCCCACACCGGAGAAAGCCCAGCAGAACCCAACACUACUGGCUGAGCUCCGGCUCCUACGGCAGAGAAAGGAUGAGCUGGAACAGAGGAUGUCAGCGCUUCAGGAAAGCAGAAGAGAGCUGAUGGUGCAGCUCGAGGGGCUGAUGAAGCUACUCAAAGCACAAGCAGCGGGCUCAGCGCACUCAUCACCCACCCACGGAGCCGGCCGCCCGCUGCCCAUGCCCGUCAGAUCCACCUCUGCUGGCUCCACACCGACACACGGCCCACAGGACAUCGGGGACGUGCAAGAAGCUUUCACACAAGGUACAAGGAGGAACCUGCGGAAUGACCUGCUGGUGGCCGCCGACUCCAUCACCAACACGAUGUCAUCGCUGGUGAAGGAGCUGCACUCAGAGGAAGAAGAUGAAAAAGAAAUGGAAAAAAUACAGAACGGGAAGGAUCGAGGUUAGAGGGACAACCGCAGGCUGUGCAGCAGUUCAGGUGAGCCUGGACAUUUCUCUGCCAACCUUCUGCCUCUCUCCUUCCUUUUCUUCUUGUGUACAAGACAAGGAGCAUUUCCCUCCCACUACUCCACACCUAUUCCAAAGGGUGCUGGGUUUUCCUAGUUAUGACCUAAUUCAGCUCCUGCUACAGACAGUGAGAAAACAUCAUUAACUUCAGUGAAAGCAGAAUUACCGCCGUUAUCUCUUCUUUUAUUAGCAUUACUUUUACACUGAGAGGCCUCCGCCAGGAAAUCGGAGUCUAUUGCGACGGACGCUAUCCAGAUGUACUAAAAAUACAAUCUCUACCCUCAAAGAUCCAGCACUUUGCGUUAUAAUAAGGCACAGCAGAUGGACAGACAAACAGGUGCUGGGGAGCAUGAGACAGUGUCGGCGGGGAAAGGCUGAGCCCCACACUCACAAUGCCUCCGAGGCACCUGGGGCAGAUCCCUAUCAUCUCCACACUGAAAAACGUAGGAGGGCACCGGGUUGGGUUUCCAUGCCGCAUAGUAUUUGCCUGAUGCACAGUGCUGAUCUCUGAGCAUGGUGGUGGGAAGGAGGAGGGUUCCUGCCGCCAAAACAUGCAGCGUGGGCACACACGUGGGUUCACAGAGGUCAAUGGGGAUCCCAUUCUUGGGUCUUCUUCCACUGUGCUGGAAGCUUGUACUUUGUUCAAAACCCAAAGAGCAGAACAAGGAUCCCACCUUCAUAUUGUCCAUUGGGAUCCAGCUUAUGUUGGCCAAAUAGAAUUAAGCGCAAUGGCUGCAAAACACAAUUCUGCAUGAUAAAACCGGCACCGUUGUGCUCUGAAGGUAAUUUGCAAAGCAGAAAAACAAAGCUUUUGCCCUUUCUGCCUCCCUGCCAUUUUAGUAAUGGAUAGAGAUAACCUGAAAGCAGCUUCAGAGUUCCUCUGAUAGUUUUUACAUUAGAAAUUCAAGUCCUGUCUCGGCUGGGAAACAAUCUGGUAACUGAAGAAGGAGAGAAAUGAUGCCAUUAGAGGAGACGUUGGCAGCACAGAGCUCUUUGUGUCGGCUGUACGUGGCAGUCCCUCUGUGCCCCUUGGACUCUAAUGGCUGUGCUGCACUUUGCUGUAUGGGGGCAGCUGGGAUGUGGCUGUCCCUUGCCACAGGACAUGGGCUGAAGCGUCAGGGAUGGUGCUGAGGAGCACAAAAUGGAGAGAAGUGAGAUAAUAAAGGCAAGAGACUAUUACCGGACUCCUUUAUCCUCCAGAAUGAGUCAGAAGGGGAAAGAAUGGGGGGGAACAUUGGAAUUGGAUGGUCUUUAGAGACCCUUCCCACCCAACCUAAGCCAGUCUAUGACUCUGGGUGUUCUUUAGGGUCACUUCAACCCAAACCACUCUAUGGGUGUUCCUUAGGGUCACUUCAACCCAAACCACUCUAUGGUUGUUCCUUCCCUCCAACCCAAACCAGUCAAUGAUUCUGUGAUUGCAUGGUCCGAUGCCAACAGGCUCCAUCUCUGUCUCACACGGUGCAGGCGCAGGGGGCUCUCAGUGAGCUCAUGCCCCGAAGACGUCCCCGCGCCGCUGGGAGAGGCACGUUCUGGCCGACCCAUCACCAUCGCGCAACUGUGACCGGCGUUGACCUCCCACCAGUGCCGGCGUUCUCCCAACCGACCGAGGGCUUUCCCCGUGGGCCUUUGCUUCUUAGGCCAUUGCAUGUACUGUUUUCCUCAAUGUGUUUACUAACGAUAAUCAGACAGUGCCCCAUCGAACUCUGCCAUUUGCGGGAGGUUCAAGAAAAAGGCAAUACUCCCCACUCCCGCUACGCAUUCCAAUCUGUUGGAUUUCCCACCCAACAGCGGCACCAUCGCAUCUAAUGCUGGCUGUUUCCUCUUGGCUCCCACCCUUUGCUGUGCAUGACAAAAAUGAGGUUUGCACCAUUGGGGUCUUUUUGUGUGUAAAGUAGGGGGGACUCUGAGGACAGACCCUUAAGACCCACCUAGAAGCACCACUCUGCUGUCGGGUUGCUGUUGCAUUUGAUAUUGCAUUGUCCUCUGUAAGUGAUGGUGUGUCGGGGAGGAACGAGCAGUGGGAGGACCCUGGACCAGUGCCUCUUCUUUAAACUGUUAGCAAAUGUCCCCUUCCAGGCAGGGAAUUUGGGGACGAGCAGCUCUGGGUUGGCAUCAGCGUCUCUGUGUUCAUUCUUGAGAGCUGGGUUGGGUUUUGUUUAAAAUUAAGAGAAAGAGCAGAGUUGUGUAGUCUGAGGCUGGGAGCUCACCGCCGUCUGGGUGCUUAGGAAACAUCGCAAUCAGUUCCAAUCACACCAUUUUGGUGUGGUUUUUUUUUUUCCCCCCUCUGUGCUUCGGAAUGUUAUUUUUAGUGGAAGGAGCUGAGUGCCCUAAUGCAGCCAUAAAUAUUUAUCAGGGGUGAUGAAUGGGAAGGAGCGAUAAAGCCCGAAGCCAACAGCAGCCAGUGCACCAGAGAGAGCGCUCGUUGGGUACCUGCAGCCCGUUGGGAGAGCAGAAAUAAACAGACGUGGUGGCCACAGCCUGAGCCAAGUGUAAAUAUUGUGAGCGAGCUGUCAGGGAGGGGAGAGGAGUGAUGAGAGCCCGGCUCAGCGCACGCACAGCGCGUGAAAUGCAGAUCCACAGGGCACCCUCACGACUACUCCUUUUUGUUUUGUAUCAUUGCUCGCUCCACGACUUCCCCUUCUUGCUUUGGGGGACAUGGGUCAGUGGGCAUGGUGGGGUGGGGUUGGGUUUGGUGACCUUUGAGGUCUUUUUCAAUCAGAAUGAUUCUAUGAUUCUGUUCAGGGAUGUGGUUAGUGGGCACGGUGGCGAUGGGUUGGCAGCUGGACACGGUGAUGGUGGAGGUCUUUCCCAACCAGAAUGAUCCCGUGGCUCCGUAGGCAGCCGUGGUGGUGCUGGGCUGACAGUUGGACGUGAUGACUCAGCCUUUCCAACCUUCAUCCAUGCUGGGAAGCGAACCCUACAGCUUGCUUGUGUUUAACUGGGAACAUUGCAAACCUUCUGCUUGCCUUCACCAUCACCGCCUUAACCCCCUGCAGGAAGAGACUGCAGACCAUGCUUUCCCCAAGCUGGGAGCUGUGCCAUCAUGGCUCCAGCUUGUGUGCAUCUUUCCUUUCUAGUUUGGGGUUUGUUUCUUGUGCACACCAUGGGGUUUGGUGGCUCAAUCAGCACCAGUGCCCAGAGCGCAUGGUGGGGAGACGGGAGUGCCAUUGGUAGGAACCUGUGAACUGGAAGCCAUGUUCUGUCAUCUGCCAAAUACUGAAUAAAUUCAUCUCAUCCCUA